Aethina tumida (small hive beetle) is the source of this 877-nucleotide messenger RNA. RefSeq names its product rho-related GTP-binding protein RhoC. Gene Ontology annotation, biological process: small GTPase-mediated signal transduction. The transcript is spliced from 5 exons. NCBI's taxonomy places the organism in Eukaryota, Metazoa, Arthropoda, Insecta, Coleoptera, Nitidulidae. The record is from RefSeq and is a predicted model, not a curated record. Gene Ontology annotation, molecular function: GTP binding; GTPase activity. The coding region runs from base 103 to 657 and encodes 184 amino acids.
UUGUUAUUCAAUAGUUUUUCUACAGAAAAUUGUGUAUCAAAUAUCUGUUUGCUAUUGCAAGGUGAUAAUAUUGAAUUGAGGCAUUGAUAUGACUGUGCUACAAUGUACACUAUUCGAAUAACUGUAGUCGGAGAUGGGGAUACUGGAAAGACUUCAAUUCUUAUUGCUUAUAAGGACAAAGCUUUCAAUGACCAAUAUAUUCCAACAGUAUUUGAUCAAUAUUCGUUAGACAUUCCAAUUGGCAAUGAAAUAUUUCAUGUGAUAUUGCAAGAUACAGCUGGUCAAGAGGAAUUUGACAAAUUAAGAAGAUUUGCUUAUAAUGAAACUGAUGUGUUUAUUAUGUGCUACUCUUUGGACAACAGAGAUUCUUUCACAAAUAUCAGGGAUAAGUGGGCUCCCGAAUUGAAAGCUCUUAGACCCAGAACUAAAUUAAUUCUUAUAGGAACAAAAAGAGAUCUGAGAAAAAAAGCAAACAGGCCUGUUACGAGAGAGGAAGGUGAACGCUUAGCAAGGCAAAUUAAAGCCGAUGGAUUUUUAGAAACUUCCGCUAAAAAAAUGAUUAACGUGGAACAAACAUUCCAAUUGGCUUUUGUUGAGGGAGCUAAAUUAAUUAAAAGUAAACAUAAGAAACACAAAUCAACAUGCUUCAUGUUGUAAUAAUUUAUCAUACUCUUGUAAAUAAAUUAAAAGUACUUUUUAACUUGGUUUCAAUUUUAAUAUUUUAAAAAAUUUCACCUCACUGGUAAUACUAUAAUAAAAAAAAGAUGUAAUAUCGAAAAUAGUACAAUUUUCAUACUAAGCAAUGGAACAUUAUUUUUAUUUUAAUUAUAUAUGGUAUUUAUAUUAAUUUAUUAAAAAUAAAAUUUUAUGAAAGUUG